GCAUAGAUUUUCACCAUCCUCCCCAAAGCUUCUCCAUCUCCCAUACCCAUCUUUCCCAUCUUUCCUUCUCCGCUCAUACCCAUUCUCCAUUGCGCCUCGCCCAUACCCCCUUUGUAGCAAUCCUCCAUCGUGAACUGUGUUAUAUUGCCGCACACAUACAUAUACACUGACAAUGGCUUCCACCACAAACGGCGACAGCAAUCCAGUUGCUCAGGAGAAGAUCAACACCAACAUCAUCACCCUCACUCGAUUCCUGACGGAAGAGCAAACAAAAGUCAAGGAAGCGACGGGAGAUUUCACACUGCUAUGCCACGCGCUCCAGUUUGCCUUCAAGAGCAUUGCUUACUACAUCCGGAGAGCGUCAUUAAUCAAUCUCACUGGUCUCCAAGGCACAUCUAACACAACUGGCGAUGACCAGAAGAAGCUUGAUGUGAUUGGCGAUGAGCUCUUCAUCAGCGCAAUGCGCUCGUCAGGUCGCGUGCGCCUCCUCAUUUCCGAAGAGCAAGAAGAAGCCAUCAUCUUUGACGAAUACCCCAAUGCGCGUUACGCCGUAGCCUGCGACCCCAUCGACGGCUCCUCCAACCUCGAUGCCGGUGUCUCCGUCGGCACCAUUUUCGCCGUGUACAAGCUCCCAGAAGGCGCAAAGGGCACAAAAGAGGAGCUCCUCCUCCCUGGCACCGAGAUGGUCGCCUCAGGCUUCACCAUGUACGGCGCCUCUGCCCAAUUGGUCAUCACCAUGAAGGGCGGCAACGUCAACGGCUUCACCCUCGACAAUGCCUUUGGCGAGUUUAUCCUCACACACCCUAACAUGAGGUGUCCCAAGACACGAUCCAUCUACUCGGUCAAUGAGGGAAACAGCAUGUACUGGGAACAGCCCGUCAAGGAGUGGUGCGAGAGCUUGAAGAACCCUCCCGAGGGCGGAAAGCCAUACAGUGCGCGUUACAUUGGUUCCAUGGUGGCAGAUGCGUACCGAACAUUGCUGUACGGAGGUAUCUUUGCUUACCCUGCUGAUAAGAAGACUCCCAAGGGCAAACUUCGUAUCCUGUACGAGUGCGCUCCCAUGGCCAUGGUUUUUGAGAAUGCUGGCGGUUUGGCAGUAAACAGCAACAUGAAGCGCAUGCUCGAGGUUGUGCCCGAGCACAUUCACGACCGAUCCGGUAUCUUCCUGGGUUCAGAGGGCGAGGUACAAAAAGUCAUUGAUGCGCACAAGAAGUAUCAGAAGUAAUGAUCCCAUGCGUGUUUCACGCGGUUGGGACGAGUGCAAAAGGAAAAAGCUCAUCGACGUGUCUUUGCAAUAUAUCCUAGGAGUAGUUUUGUAUGAAGUUGCAUAAUGACUUGAAACUGAAUGAAAUCCACCUACUUUUGAA
Bipolaris maydis ATCC 48331 is the source of this 1367-nucleotide messenger RNA. RefSeq names its product fructose-1,6-bisphosphatase class 1/Sedoheputulose-1,7-bisphosphatase. Gene Ontology annotation, cellular component: cytosol; cytoplasm. The record is from RefSeq and is a predicted model, not a curated record. NCBI's taxonomy places the organism in Eukaryota, Fungi, Ascomycota, Dothideomycetes, Pleosporales, Pleosporaceae. Gene Ontology annotation, biological process: gluconeogenesis; fructose 6-phosphate metabolic process; sucrose biosynthetic process. Gene Ontology annotation, molecular function: fructose 1,6-bisphosphate 1-phosphatase activity.